Molecule: messenger RNA, 3629 nt
Organism: Anguilla rostrata (American eel)
Lineage: Eukaryota; Metazoa; Chordata; Actinopteri; Anguilliformes; Anguillidae
Gene: kcnk1b
Product: potassium channel, subfamily K, member 1b
Exons: 3
Coding region: 241-1251 (336 amino acids)
Biological process (GO): potassium ion transmembrane transport; stabilization of membrane potential
Cellular component (GO): plasma membrane
Molecular function (GO): outward rectifier potassium channel activity; potassium ion leak channel activity
Source: RefSeq, a predicted model, not a curated record
CAUCACUUCGGCGCAGGACUCAUCGAAAGUGAACUGAAAGAAAAAGCAUUUGAAGAGGAAGCUGACACAUCUAGAAACUGACUGUGAGGCUAUCUAGCUAGUGGGCUACACCAGCGUGAGCGCACAGUCUGACAAACGAUUAAAACAGGCGUUGUUAUAAAUAAGGUGCAGCGAUUGCAGUUAGCGUAGCGCUGUGAUAUUUAUAGGGACCGUUUCCGCAGGCAUAGGACAUAGGAAAAAAUGUUACAGUCUCUUACGAGCAACUCCUGCGUGCGACUGAUUCAAAGCAAUAAAUCGACAUGGUAUUUCUUAUUUCUGGUCCUGGGUUACGUGCUGUAUCUCAUCUUCGGCGCCGUGGUCUUUUCCUCGGUGGAGCUGCCUUACGAGGAUCUUCUGCGGCAAGAGCUCCGGACCAUCAAGCGCCAGUUUUUGCAGGAGAACAAAUGCCUUUCAGAAGAGAGGCUGGAGGAGUUUUUAGCUAAAGCGUUGGAGGCCAGUAACUACGGGGUGUCUGUUCUCAACAACGCUUCGGCGAACUGGAACUGGGACUUUACCUCGGCGUUGUUUUUCGCCAGCACUGUGCUCUCCACGACAGGUUAUGGCCACACUGCUCCUCUGUCAGACGGGGGCAAGGCCUUCUGCAUCGUGUACUCUGUGAUUGGGAUCCCCUUCACCCUCCUUUUCCUCACGGCGGUGGUGCAAAGGAUCAUGGUUUUCAGCACGCGCCGGCCAGUCAUGUACGUGCACACGCACUGGGGCCUGUCCAAGCCGCUGGUGGCCGCCGUCCACGCUUCCCUGCUGGCCGUCGUCACAGUGUCCGGCUUCUUCCUCAUCCCUGCCGCCAUCUUCUCUGCGCUGGAAGAUGACUGGAACUUCCUGGAGUCCUUCUACUUCUGCUUCAUCUCCCUCAGCACCAUUGGCCUGGGCGACUACGUCCCCGGGGAGGGCUACAACCAGAGGUUCCGUGAACUCUACAAAGUGGGCAUAACUAUCUACCUGCUCCUAGGUCUAAUUGCCGUGCUGGUGGUUUUGGAGACAUUUUGUGAGCUGCAGCAGCUGAAGCAGCUGAGGAAGAUGUUCUACCUGAAGAAGGAGAAACCGCAGGACCGGCUGACCAUCCUGGACCACGACCACCUGUCCUUCACCUCUGUGUCUGACCAGGCCAACUCGCUUCGGGAGGACAAGACGGAGCCCUUUGUAGACGUCCCGGUGCUCUCGUCCCCCGCAGGGGACGGUCAUAUAAUCAGAUAAGGGAUAGCAGGGGUGUGUGAAGCGAAAGAGGGUCAUGGGCAGCGCUAUGGUGGGGUAGGGAUGGGGUUCCAGAAAGUGUUUCCAGUCAGAUAUUUCAGUGUUCCAGCCAGUGUUCCUUGCUCUAGCUAGACCGGCUUUAUAUUGCCGUUAUUUAUAAACAAUAAGGGUCUAUCUCAUGUAAACAUCAACCAUUGCCAUUUUCUGGGGAAACACAUUUCCUGUGAAACAUACAGUAUUGUGUGUGCUACUAUGUGUGCAAAUUUCAUCAAUAUGAAUAGAGAUAUAAAAAUUAUGAAUAUAUAGACAUAGAAUAUUGCAUUCUAUAAUGGGUUUUAUGUACAAUUAGUGCACUGUAGUGUAGCUCUGUGCUGCUCUGUUUGUUCUAGCUUUAGCCUUUGGAUGGAUAAGAGCAGAGGUACGAAUUUGUCAAUCACUCAGAUGGACAGAAACAAACAUGACUGAAAACAGCCAGAUAGUUCUGAGCGGCAAGUACUUGACAUUUUAGCUUCAGGGAUUUUUUGAAGAAUAAUUUUGAAAAAUUAUGUCUACAAAGAAAGCGUGAAUUCACACUGAUUAUUUGUCUAAUCAGGCUCAUGAGUAUGAUAAGGGUUUUUCUUGUAUUUAUUAUUUUCUUAAUUUUUUUUUACCGGUGGUAUCGAUGGUUAAACAGAUGGUAAUUAGUAAUGUGUCAUCGAUAAGCUUGUGGCUUAUCCCUUAUGGCCUUUGAGGGAAGAGAGAACUGGAGCAGAGAGGUUUAUGUCAUUAUGCUGAGGGCAACGGGGCCUGCCCCUGGCAUGACCUUACGGGGCCUUUGCCAUGAGCAGAUCAUUGUGUAGCAGCAUUCCUGCUUCAACCAGCAGGUAUUUUAAAAAUACAGCAAAAACAGAAACAGAGAGAAACAUAGAAAGAAAGGGGUGGAAAAUACCGUGUGCGUAGUGUGAGUCCUCUUCUUUCUCUUUGGAAAAGAAGAGAGAACGGCUUAUAAACAUGUUCAUUUACAUUAAAUCAAUUCAGGGGACACUUUGUGUUCCCAGGAAUGGAUUCAGAGCAGGUGCUGUCCAAAUACACUGAAUUUCAUGUUAUUUGGGUGGGAUUGAUUCAUCCAUAUAAUAUAUAGGUUGGUUGACCUGUGCAGUACCUGUGUGAUACCUGAGUACAUUAGGCUCACAGUCCUUAUGAGUUGUAAAGACUCAUUCAAGGAGCUACAGACAUGAAAUACACUGCUGCAGAGUUUUGAUCUUCAUGGAUUUGGCUCUAAGGCAGUGUGGUGCAGUAGCAAACGGACAGAAUGGUUCUUCACCUCCUCUGAUCCGGCAAAAUCACAGCACUUACAGCACAAUAAAAAAAAUAUCCAUAAUAUUUGCAUAGUGGGGAUAAAAAUGAAGUCUUAUGUUUUGUGAAAAUGCUUUAUUCAAUUUUACUGUCAAAUCUCCGACAGAUUUCUCUUGUAUUUUACUUUGGAAUUGUGCAAUACAAGCUACAUUGAUGACUUGUUCAUGGUUUACAUGAGAGUAUUUCAGAAGAAUAAGCCAAACACUGGGACUACAGUUGGAUGCAAGAUGUGACAUGUGUAAGGCUUGUCCUGUAUAAACCUUUAGUCUGUUUAGCAGAUUAAUAAUGUAUAAUGAUGUAAAAUCACGUAAUGCCAGUGCAAUUACAUCACAGAUAACAGCAUCAUGUGACUUGUUUAUUAUCAGAAAUGCAGGGUGUGAUGCAUGAGUUCUCUGCCACUGCACAAUGGAGAGCAUCUGAUUCAACGUUGCUUAUUGUGCCUGUGCUUUUGUGAUUUCUUUGCGUCAUGCGUCUGUGCAAAAACACAAAAGAGAAACAAAGCCACUAUUUUUUUAUUUUCAUCAGAGUAAAUUAAUUAACGGUCGUGUUAAAUAGAGGCAUGCCAGGAAUAAACCAUGUUUCAGUCGUACGUAAGAAUGCAUUGCUAACGGUGUGUAAAGCUGAGACCAUUGUGCCUCCAAAACUCUUCAGACGGUGUCCCAGCACGGAGAGCCAGCCCCUGCUAGUGUCUCAGACUGUCCUGGGACAGCACCUCUUUGGGGUAGUAGCAGCAAUUCAAGUAUGGGAAGAUUUUAUAGUGAGCACCAAUGAUAUCAAGGAAACAUAGGGGUCUGUUUGUUGCCUCAUUUUAAUUGUGCCCUACUCAAAAUCACUAGAAAACAGACUUUUACUCUAGAUUUUAAAGCAUUGUUGUGCUAGUUUUACUAAUGUACUUUUAAUCGAUAAGGGUGAGGUGGCAUCUAUAUCUGUACAGAAUGAGUUCAGCACAAAGUGAGCUGUGUUUAUUAGUAUCUGUCAGUGUACAAAAGUCAUUGAAUGCAUUUUGAGUGUAAAUUGUGUCUUUAAAAUAAACAUGUUUUAUUAAA